AACGAAAUACGUGAUAAAGUCGUGGUAAAGAAUGAGAUGGUCAUUUAACAAAAAAAAAGACUAUGUUCAGCCCUAUUUAACGUUCAUAGUAAAGUUUAUGCAAUUAACAUAAUCGAAUCUGCUACUCUAAAAACGGAAGCUACUGGUUGCUCGGUUGGUGAAUUAGACGUUUGACGUUUCAGAUCACCGCUUUCGCUCCACUAGCUAGCUAUUCAUACAGCGGACUAUUUGUCCACUCAUGCACUAGGCCCUAUGUUAAACUAUUUGACAACCGCCUCCAGAUUAUUUCUCCGAAACACCGUGCCCAUCUCGUCGAGGGGUAACUACAACAUCAUUUGUCGGUUUUACAGGAGAAUGGAUCGAGCCGUGGUAAGAUGUGUCCCGUGGGAAUCCAAACUCACUAUUUCCUUCGUCCUUGAUGGGAGCAACAAACACAUGCUCAGGGACCAGACCGAGGAGCUAGGCAAAGCACUGGCACGGAUCGCUAACAGUAUCAUCAAGGGCCAGGGCAAAGCUAAAAAAUACAAGAAAAACAAAGGCGCGCCCACAGACGCCCAGGAGCCCGCUGCAGCGGUGAGGCUGUACUACAACGGAGACUUUGUGGCAGAGGAUGCUCUAAACUCCGAUGCCUGGCAGGAUGGGGCAGUUUUACACGUGGGUGACCGUAAGUACACAGUGGAGAGGAACCCUCCCACAUUCACCACGGCAGAGCUGCCCGCUUCUCUACUGGCCGGGUUCCCCGUGUGCCCGAAGCUCAAGGUAGAAUUCGGGGAUUUAAAAGACUGUCGGUUUAAAUGGUUCAAGGAGAGCAAGUCCGGUGCAGGUGAUGAGGAGCAUCGAGGAGAGAAUGGUUGGACCGAGGCCGGGAGCGAACGAGUGUUCAUCCCGUCAAAUAUGGACAUUGGCUCCAAGCUUAAACUGACAUGCACGCCGGGUGACGGCAAACGGUGUGGGAUGGACAAUGAGUUAGUAACCACCGGUACAGUCGAGGCAGGGCCCGGUUCCUGUACCUUUGACAACAGACACAUGUACACCAACAAGGUCACAGAUGACAUGACCGUCAGAGUAGUGUCAUACAACAUCUUAGCUGACGUUUACGCACAAACAGACCUCUCCAAAACCGUCCUGUACCCUUAUUGUACUCCCUACGCAUUGGAACUGGACUACAGACAAAGUCUGAUAAAAAAAGAGCUGUCCGGCUAUAAUGCUGACAUCAUCUGCCUUCAGGAAGUGGAUAAGAACGUGUUCACCGACAGUCUGUCUCCGGCCCUGGAUGCGUUCGGCUUCGACGGGGUCUUCAGGAUUAAGGAGAAGCAGCACGAAGGUUUGGCCACCUACUACAGGAGGUCAAAGUUUAAACUGCUCAGUCAACACGACAUCAUGCUGAGUGAAGCUCUGACGUCAGACCCUAUCCACGAAGAACUGUCGGACAGAGUGAACAGCAACCCUGCCUUGAAGGAGAAGGUGAUGCAGAGAUCUACCACACUACAGGUGAGUGUCCUUCACUGUCUGAACGAUCCAUCCAAGGAGAUCUGUGUUGCCAACACCCACCUCUACUGGCAUCCCAAAGGUGGGAAUGUACGUCUGGUCCAGAUGGCAGUAGCUCUGAAACAGCUGCAGCAGGUGAUCACCCAGAGUUACCCCGACGCCUCGCUCCUCUUCUGCGGGGACUUCAACAGCACCCCGUCCUCGGGGGUCUUCCAGCUGGUGAGCCAGGGGGUUCUGCACAGCACCCACCCGGACUGGAGCUCCAACGGACCGGACGAGCUCUGUCCCAUGGAGGUCUCCAACCCCUUCCAGCUGAGUAGCGCCUGCGGGGAGCCGGCCUAUACUAACUACGUAGGGGGCUUCCACGGCUGCCUGGACUAUAUCUUCAUGGACCCGCGGGUGCUGCAGGUAGAUCAGAUGAUCCCUCUGCCCAGCCACCAGGAGGUCACUACCUGUCAGGCCCUCCCCAGCGUCUCACACCCCUCUGACCACAUAGCGCUGGUCUGUGACCUCAAGUGGAAGUAAAGCUCUCCCUCCUGUUUACAGCAGUCUGUGGCUGAUCAACCAUGUCUGUUUCUAAACCAUGUCUGUCUCUGUACCCGGGCCCCUACAGUGUGUCUCUGUACCAUGUCUGUCUCUGUACCAGGGCCCCUACAGUGUGUCUCUGUACCAGGGCCCCUACAGUGUGUCUCUGUACCAGGGCCCCUACAGUGUGUCUCUGUACCAGGGCCCCUACAGUGUGUUUCAGGGUUCUGACCAACGAGUACUUCUCUUGUUUAAAUAAAAAUUAUCAGUCUGGGAACUGAAAAAGCAGUGAGCAGCCUCCCUGAGACCAGGGCCCAUAUCCAUAAAGCUUCUCGGAGUAGGACCGCUGAUCUAGGAUCAGGUCAUAAAGCUUCUCAGAGUAGGACCGCUGAUCUAGGUUUUCCCAUUUUAGAGCAUUCUGAUUAUAUACUGUAUGGACAGGGGGGAGCUGAUCCUGGAUCUGUAGUCCUACUGCCGAGAUGCUUUCUGAAUACUUGCCCAGUGCUGAGAAACUGACCAGGCCCCCCCCCGAGAUGCUUUCUGAAUACUU
Oncorhynchus mykiss (rainbow trout) is the source of this 2563-nucleotide messenger RNA. RefSeq names its product phosphodiesterase 12 (gene pde12). Lineage: Eukaryota; Metazoa; Chordata; Actinopteri; Salmoniformes; Salmonidae. Gene Ontology annotation, molecular function: 3'-5'-RNA exonuclease activity. Gene Ontology annotation, cellular component: mitochondrion. Gene Ontology annotation, biological process: nuclear-transcribed mRNA catabolic process, deadenylation-dependent decay. The record is from RefSeq and is a predicted model, not a curated record.